GCUUUCAUCCAUAUACCCUCGUGCCUGUCCUCACGAUGCAGCCAGCCAGCUCACCUCCUGCCUCCCCCUGGCCCAGCCCCCUUUGCUCCUCUCCUCUCCUCUCCUCCCCUCCUCCCCGGGUGUGUAAGCCACGAUCACUGCUCCAUCCAGCGGAGCUCUGGGCGAAGAAAACGCAGAGGAACAACUAAAAACAAGCGAUGGAGCCACUAGAAGACUAACAGAGCGACGGGGAAGGGGGCCCAGGUAAGCGAGGCCUGGUCUUGUCAUUGACAGCGCCAGUGUCAUUGGCCGCGGCAGAGCUGUCAUUUUGCAGAGGAUGCGCCUUUGGAGUGGAGAGUGUUGUGUGCAUCAGAUACUACAAAUAAUACAUGAAUGGAGUAACCGUGUAGGGAAUUUGUGAAGCGUGCUGGUUAUUUACAGCCCCCUGUUUCUGCAGGCUGAAGCUAAGGCUAAGUCAGAGGCUGUGUGUUUAUUUUGGUGCAGCUGAUGGAGGGAUGCUGCGCAGUGCGCACCGGCAGAUGUUUAUACGCCGUGUCAUCGUGUGCGCCCAUUAUUUGAGCGUGUAACUCUUCAGGGCCUUUGUGCGUCAUAUAUUUGUUGACAAAUGGCACCAGCGUCAUAAAAGGGUAGCUACUUAGCAUUUUAGGCAAAGGGGAGAAAGUACACUGUGUUAUGGACCCAAAGUAAGUGACAUCAGUCGUGACAGGAUGCUUGGCGCUGCAGAAUGACCUUGCAGCCAGGGGCGCCAUCAGGGAUUUUCAGCCCAAUUAAACAGUUUAUGUUGGGCUCGACCAUCAUCACCAUGUGCCUCACCAACUCUGUAAUUUCUGACCUCUCUGGUAUCUGUAACCAGAACCCAAUGUACCCAAAUGACCCAACACAUGCAGGCAUCACAGUCUCGUUUUGUCCAGCACCUUGGGUCCAAUAUUUACUGCAGUGAGCCAUAGAAAUAUCACAGGGUGCACUCAUGCUCUUAAUAUUCUUGAUAACAUCAGUGAUAAAAUUAAAGAAAGAAAUUGCAACAAAAAGUUAAUAUGAAUGUGACUUAAAUAAACAGAGGGGUAAGUCAGUUUGGAGGCUUUCUUGAUGUAAAUAAAAAAAGGAUAUCAAGUUUAAAUAUUUCAAGAAUGGUCAGGCUCUAAUAUUUCAUUUGCAUUGACUGUCACAGUCACAGGCUUACAGAAACUAUCAAACUCUACUCUUCAUACUACAGCUCUGCUUACAGCAUCUAUGUGAAGAUAAUGCUUUGGAUCUGUUUUUUUAAAUGCUGCAAAUACACAGUCUUUAUGAAACAAAGGUUGGAUCAAAUUGGCUUCUACCACAAGUUAUUUCAACCCUAGUGACCUGUUUAUUCAUUUGACGUCACAGCUCACAGUGAGAGUCAAACAAAAACUGGACUCAAGAAUGUUUUACUCCUGUCUUUACAAUGUCUUUAAAGCAUUAGACAGCAGAUAAGUCACUCUGUAUAUAAUCUCACUGUACAGAACAACUGAUUGCAUGCCCAACAACUUUGACUAUGUAUCGCUUCCCUGUGCAAAGCAUUCUGGGAUAUGAAGUAUGCAGACCUGUCUAGCAGCUCCACUUUUAUCGUCUUUCCUUGAGUAUGUUAAAACUAUGCAGGUAAAGAGAACAAUGAUGGACUGUUUGGAAAAUUAAGCAGGUUUCAUAGAAAAAAGGACUAAAUUCAGAGGGACCAGUGGAGGUCGGCAGCACAUCUCAGGGCAAAUUUGUCCCCAUUGUUUGAUUAAUCCAUUUGUAAUUGUUUAGUUUUAAGUGGUUUCUUUGUGUAUUAUGUGUCUUUCAUAGUCCUAUUGGCUCUGUAACCUCCAGACUUGUUUGGUAAUCCCUCAGUGCAUUUUAGUUGCAAUUUAUUUAUGAAGCUAAAAACAGUCUGCUGUUUCUAAAAUUGGAACCACACAGAAAAGUUCAGCUCUGGUCACUUGUUCUUGCUGCAGCUAUUUAAGUGAGACUAUGUGGACCAAUAACAAAUAUAACCAUCAAAUCAGUGCUUCCACUUCUUUGAAAGUGUUAAUAUCAUCGUUUCAUGUCUCAUUGUUUAGCCUUUAAUUCUAUGGGAAUAAACUGUCCAUGUUUACUGAAUGCUGCUCUCCCCUCCUUCUUAUUUGGACUGCAGUUGUGCUGAGCACAUGAGUUGCUCUUACUGCCCAUAAAGAACAGCACACAUUUAUGUCAAAGGGGUUUAAGCCUGUAUCAGCAUGAGAAACACUUUAAUCCCAGUUGUUUGCACUUAACAUUCAAGAAAGAUUGUGUUAAUAAAGCUGAGUGGCUGUGAGGGAAAGAACAUAUUUAUCAGAUGAUGAAUUCAUCAUGUUAUCUCAUUCUCACGUAAAUGUGUUGAUUUGAAUUUACAUGUUUUUCCACAUUAUGUUUAAGAAAAUGUAUGCUUUAAUGUAAUUAAAUGGCCUCUUGGACUCAGCAGAUGCAAGCUCUGCACACGUAGCUGCAACACAAAUCCCAUUUUUUUUUUAUGAGAGAAAUUGUUAAAAUGCUCAAUCACUAGUUUGAUGGCAGUUUCUUAUUUAUAUAGCCAGAAAAAAAUGGACUCUAUAUAGGCCUUCGUGUGUGGCUCUGUUGUGGUCACAAAAACCAUUGAGUAAAAUAUUUGGCCAGCUUUUAUCAGACUGCUAGUCAAUGUGAUAUUAGACAAUGAUAAAACACUAGCUGGACUGUAAUUUACAAGUGAUUAGAGUGGACGUUUGUGUCCAAAGCUCUCUGGAUUUCUGUGGUAAUAACAAAGGAAUCAGUGAGUCUGCGAGCAGGUGAAGCCUCCCCAUUGUGUAAGUGUGAGGUAUGAAGUACUUCAUCUUGUUCUCUGAUCAAUGUUGCUGCGUAUUCACACUGCAGAACUACUCUGAUAAGCUUAUGUAGGAGCACAGACUCUGCUCAGCCUCUCUGGUGCUCUUCUGUCACUCUUGUUUUCACUUUAUUGAGAGUUGCAAAAACAAUCAAUCAAUCAAAUUUUAUUUAUACAGCACCAAAUCACGACAGUAAUUAUCCCAAGAUGCUUUCCAAAAAAAAAAAAAAAAGGAGCAGGUCUAGACCAUGCUAAUUUUUUGAUGAAUUACCAAGACAGGACAGAUUUGACCCAUCUCAUCUAACAUGACUGACAGUGGCAAGGAAAAACUUUCUUUUAACAGGCAGAAAGCUUGAGUGGGACCUAGACCUAAACACACUUUGAAAUGGUACCAAAUCUGACAUUUGACCAGCUAGAGCACACCCACUAAGACACAUAUUUAGAAAUCCAAAUAAAAUCAAUUGAUUACCUCACAUCACCUUUAAGUUUACCUUGCACCCAGCUUCUAAACAAGUGGCAUUUAAUGCAUUUUUUGCCUAAUAAAACCACUAAUAUAAUCCUUGAUGCAGUGAGAUAUGUAGGUUGUUCAGAUGUGGUGAAAAUGCAAUGCUACUCAUUUCAUGUGUGCAUUACAAACACCAUAAGUGUGCAGGAUUUUGUUUGUGUUUGUGGAAACAUGCAUAUGGAUUUAAUUGCAAUGCAAACAAACACAAAACAACACAUGAGCAUCUGAGAGGAGCAGGAACAAGAGUUAAACUCAGCAAAAUAACACCACCACCAAUAUUUCAACCUGUUGCAUUUGCUCAUUGUAUCCCUCAGAUAAUCAAACUGACUUUGUAGAGGAAGGCUGACAGGGUAGAGUAUUUUAUAUACUUGGAUUAGUGAUUUCUGAGUGUCUGCAAAAAGCUGCAAAAGCGUGAAACAAAACAAUGUGCUGACUCAUGCUAUGAGGGUCCAUGAAUGUGCCUGCAUCCCUGCAACCUGUGAGUAGCUGUUUCCUAAAGUUUUAACCAUUUUGUAAGAAGCUGCUGGAUGUAUGACAGAGAGAUAACAGUGCAUAUGUCAGUGCAGCAGUAUCAUCUUGAAUGAGGCCUGAUGUAUAAAGACAGUGAAAGCGAUUCAUGUGGGCAGACUCGAGUCUCCUCCCACACAGUAAUACCAUGAUUGUAGCUAUUGAUUUCCUGUUUGUGUCGAUGCUCUUUGCUCGUCUUGCUUCUGUGAAAAAUAGUUCACACAGACUAUUAGCAGGAUCACUUAGACUGCAGCACUCUGGCACGUUUUUUAAUUGCUGCUGCUGGCCUCACUAAUGACAAACUCACAGUGAAAUAUAUAUUUAGGGCUUUUGACCUGAUUAAGAUGAUGAGUUUGCCCAUCAUCUCAGAUAAGGGAGCAGAAUGGAUUAUAUCACAUCAAGUCAGACCCUGUACAUUUUACUCAGAACAUCAGACAAAUCGUGUCAAAACCAAACAGUGACCAAAUAUAGGGUUAAAAUCAAAUUAAGGUGUAAGAAAGUUGAAAAGAAGUCCUUAUUACUAAUACUAAAUGCCUGAAGUUUAAGUUUUUUUUUUAAGAUUUGGGAAAAUUGCAAUGUCAGGCUCUCCCCUCUCCUCCUCCUCCUUUUCUGUGUUGCGUUACUUUAAAGUCUAGUAAGGACUGUGAUGUAGCUUUUUUUGCUGUGUGCUGCUGGAUCCUAGCCUAGCCUGUCAGCAUCUGCUGCAGCACUGUGGUGACUCUGCAGGACCAGCCUGAUCUGUACACGCUGUGAAAACCGAAGUGUUGUUUUCAUCCUGUGUUCACUGGGUAGAAAUGUAAUACAUUUUCAGAGUAGGGUUGACUCUUCUGAAGCACAACCACGCUUCACACUGGUAUGAUUCAGUUUUUGGACUCUAUGCCUGUAUUUCCCUGUAAAAAGGAGACCUUGUUGUUUAUGAUUGUGUUAUGAUGUGUGGAUUUAUACUGUCACCAAUUUGAUUGAUUGAUUCACAGCCAGGACAGCCUUCAAUGCAGUGACUAAAUGUACCAGCAUGCAUUGCUGUUCCUUCUUUGUGACAAAAUGCAAAGAACACAUAACAACUUCAUAUUUUUCAGAGGAUUGAAAGAGCCCACCAGACCCAUCAAACUCAGUUAACCAGUUAAGAUUCACAACAGUACGCCUCUUUUCUCCCUCAAGUGAUUAUCUUAAUCAAAGGAAGAUUUAAGCCUCACUUUCCAGUUCAAAUCCACAAUGAAAAUCACUGAAACAGUGGGACUGAAUGGGCAACUGUUGCUCUAAUGCAGCCAGCUCCAUCUGGCAUCUCUGUGUUGUAAAAUACUACAAAACACAGAGCCAGCCAGACCAGACACUACUUUUUUGGAGGCUGUUUCAUCCACUGCAUGGGAGUCAGUGGUAAAAGUAGAGGAGGUGGAUUCAGAACCACUGGGUUCUUCUUUUUGCUGAUGGGUAAAGGAUACCCUCAGCAUUCGAUAUGUGUGUAUAUUGUCCCAAAAAUGAAGUAAUUGAGUUCAGACUACUGAAACUAGACAUUUAAAACGCUGUAAACAGGUGAGUGAACCUGGAGCCACACUGAAUUACACUCAUCAUAGCCAGAUAACUUAUCAAGAUAGUGUUGGAUUUUAUGCCGUAUACAUCUCCCUCAAUCAGGCUAAAAAUGGCUUUUGCAUUUUGUGUGUGCUUAAAUGUGUGUCUUGGUUUGUGGGAAGGCUUGACAUCAAUCCAACGCAGAGAUUGUGCACAUUGGCUCAAAAAAAUGUCCGGAAGGCUGAAUAAGUUUACCUCUUUCUCAUCAGUUAAACAUGCACUUUCAGAGGCUCCCCUCCUGUCUGCAAAUAAAGUCCCCUCCUAAAACUUUGUUAAAGAAAAGUUUGCUGCCUUCUGGUCUAAGUGCCGCCCAAGGCCACUGCAAUUAUUUUUUUCUUUUCAAAGAAUAAUGUUACUUUCCAGCACAGCACUCAUAUGAAGAGUGUAGCCUUUUCAUAUACCUCUUUAAGAGUAUACUCUUAUAGAGAAUACUUUUAAAAAGCUAAGCAGUACAAGCCAAGUAUACAAAUAUGUAUUACUAUUGAAAUACUUGCAUACCAAAAGGUAAUUUUAAUUACAAUCCAGAGUCAGCGUGCAGAUAGCCGAGUGGAUUUAAGUGUGCCCAAUGUUGGGGGCUGUGGUCACAGGAUUUGAUUCCUGUCCUGACCAUGUCAUGCUGUAUUAAAUUAGUAAACUUUGUAGUACACUAAAAGUACAUGGUAGUAUACUUGAUAAAGUUAUAUUUACACUCAAGCAUACUUAAUAAAAUUAUCUUUAAGUACACUACUUUUUGCUGAGGGAUACCUCUUUUCCUGUACAACAGCCACUCCUAGAUCUAAACAGUGGAUCGUUAGCUUUAAAAACUCUGUAAAGGCCCAUUCACACUAAGCAAUCUGUACACAUUUCACCCUCAAUGUCUGGUUUUCUCCUCCAUUUUCAAAUAUAUCCUAUCCACAGCAAAACCCAGAAGGAUUGAAAAUGCUCAGAUAAGUAUGCCAGACCAGAGGGUGGCAAAAACUAAUAACCAAAGGCUGUAGGAAGACUCUGUGAGCAUUUCUUUAUAUACAAACAUAGAGAUAUUAUGAUGACAGCUAGAUUUCCCUGCAAACGUAACUAAACUGAGUACCAAGCAGACAUUUAUCGGCAGUCAUACUCCAAAUUAACAACAAUUUCCAUGCCUAAGUUGAGAUAGUGACAUCAGCGUCUUUUAAGCUUUUGUUUCUGUCCACAUGAGCACACUGACAACAGAGCUUUUUAAAAGCUCCACUUUUGAAUGUGUUUUUGGAAACUAUUUUAAUUUACUCAGUUUGUAUGAGAGCAAACGGCCAAAACGCAGAGAAAAAGCAACAGUUUUAAAAAUACCUAAAUACAUGUGGACUGGGCCUAAUAAUUUAUGGCAUUAUGUGGUGAUGAUGACGAAUCUACAAGAGGUAACCUAGUUAGGCAAGGAGCAAUGUGGGUGCAAACCAGCGAAGGACUUGAGCAGAGACUAACCAAGUACAUAAAUACUUCUCUUUACUCUUAAUACUUAUUGGUCUUGAUAUCUCUCAAGGUUUUCUGAAGUAUAAGUGAAAGUAACAAAAGUAAGUAGUAAAAAAAAUGUGUUUUUUAUUGUUUUGUACUGGAUGCUAGCUUAAGCACACUGACUCAGCACAUUUUUAACUCCACACAUUAAAAAAUGAGCAAAAACACAAAGGGAAAGAUCAUGCACAAAGUCGGUUAAAUACAUAACACUGAUCCAUGAUUCAUUGUCUCUUUCUGAUCUGGGUCCAAACACCAGACUGGCACUAUGCUAAAAAAAGCCCCAGAGGCACUUAGGAUGAGCAACAGUGGGCACAUGAACACAUGCAGGCCUACAUAUACAUCCUCAGGGUUGAUUGGGUUUUCUGGAUUAACAGCAGUGACUCAGUGUUGGCUCCAGCAGCUGUCUGUAAACCUGUGUUUGCCAGCAUUUGCUUGUUUCUCAUAUGGGAAUGCACAAGGUGUUCACGGAUACUCUUGAGCUUAGCUGAUGUGAGUCAUGCUUUCCCACUCACGCACACCUUCCCGAACCUGUCUUGAUCGUUGGGGUACAAGUUGUGAGUUGCUUUUUGACUGCAAUUUUGUCUCUCUUUUGUGUUUUUGCAUCUUUCAUUCAAGUACACACAUACACCCCUGCACUAAACAUUUGACUAAAGCUCGUAUCAUUGCAAACGGCAAGGACGGAGAAACUGCAGCAUUUCCUCUGCUGCAGACACGAGGGAAUUAACAAAGGGUGUGUGUGUGUGUGUGUGUGUGUGUGUGUGUGUGUGCACGUGCGCGGCAAUGUCCCUUCAAACUUUUGUGUGUCAUUUUAGCACACUGAACAAAAUAGUGCACCACCUCCUCUUUUCAUCUUAUUAGCACCCCCUCCUCUAUGUCUCUCCCCUACUUACCCCCCUUUAACCCCUUAUCUCCCCUCCCUACCUAGUCUGUGUUUCUGUCAUGUCAGCACUGACGCUGCUUGCUGAUGACCUCACUCAGGAUGCGUAUGGCUGGUGAAAGUGUUACAUAACAGGCCUAGCUUCAUAAAUCCUGCAUGAUGUGCUGUCAUGUGGUUUGAUCUGUAGUGACGGUGGAUAGAAGUGGAGAAGAUGCCGCCUGCUCCGUGAGAUUUGAAUAUUGUCAUCCCAGUUCAGGGAACGACAAAGUUACACAAUACAGAAAGAGCCUUUAUGUCAGGAUUUUUUUAGCUGUGCAAAGAGAAUUGUGUGUGAUCCAGGAAAAAAAAUAACAGGAGAUUUUAUUCAGUCUUUGUAUUUGCAUACAUUUCUUCUUAUUAUUAUUAUUUUUUUCAAUAUGUGAAAGGUAUUAUUCUGUUUCCUCUCCUGAAGCUUUAAUUGCAGAGUGCAUAAAAAAACAGAACAAAGGGGGAAUUAGUAUGAAAAAAACAAGCUAUUCCCCUACAAAACCCUCAGCAAAAUCAACACGAGCAAAAAUAAAAAUAAUCCAUUAUUAUUGUAACAUGAUCAUUCCAGAUGGUCACCUCUGUUACUGGUCAGCGUGUGAUUUGUGUGUUUCGUGCAAAAAACCUUGUGCCUUAAGCAAGAACGAGGAUUAAGGAUGAGGUUAUUAAGUACAGACUUAUUGUGUGAUGGAAAAAAGGGGCAAAUUCAGAGGUAAAGCAUGAGACAGAGGGAUUUUUUUUUUUUUAAUAAAAACUGGAUUCUGCAUCAGACUAACAGGAAUACUGACAGUAUAAUUUAAGGUAAAGAAGCCGGAGUUUUUAACAAUUAAUUUUCCAAAUGAAUCCCUGAUGUCUUUGUGAGCAUCUCUACACAAUUAUUCAGGCCUAAAAUCAAGUGAAUACGAUACUGAUUAUGGCAAAGCAGGUUGGCUGAUAUUUAGUGCUGAUAUUCACUGUUUUUUUCUUUUCUCUUUUUUGUUAAUUUGUCAAUUUUUUGCAAUUGAGAAAGCAAGUACUGUAACAAAUUGAAAAAAAAUUGCUGAAAUUUAGUGAAUAUUUAUUCACAUUAAUGUGAAUGGAAAACUACUCAGAACUUUUGAACCUAAACUUGUUGAGAAUGAACAAUAACUCAAGUGAAUAGAUAUUGAAGGUUAAAAUAAAACAGAAUCAUUAUUUAAUACACAGUAAAAUCUAAUAUAAAUGGUUUUCUUAGCCAGUACUAUAUUUUCAAUGCAUUCUUAAUGGAUCAAUGGAAAGAUAUGUUGCUAAACAAGGCCCGCAUUUCUGUCAAUCCUAAAUAUUACAAUACAAUACAAUACUUAAACACGUCAAUGACUAUUUGUGGUUUAAUAUUCUGUUAAUAAAUGGAUAGAUAUUUAACAAAUAUGAUGGUGAUAUCGGCCUUGUCAGGAUCAAACAUUUUGCUUAACAAAACUCACAAAACAGGAUAAUCCAGCAAGAUAAUCUGAAUAUUAGUCCUGUUCAGACUUGUGUCAGAAGAGAGGAUUCAGGACAAAAAAUCAGUGUGAUAAUCCUGCAUUGUGCUCCCCACUUUAGGACCACAUCAAGUAAAAAAGAGAGUUUUGAGGAAAAAAGUGAUACAUUUACAAGAAUUAAUUCAUAAAUUUAAAAGAUUAAAGGUGUUACCUAACUAACCAUUUUCUUGACUACACUAUCAUUCUUAACUUGGAAUCAGUGCUUAUCUUCGUAGGCUGAGUGGUGGAGCUCCCUGGUCGUUGGCGUUUCCCUUUAAGACGAAGACUGUGAAUGUGAUGCAGCAUGUUCCCACAGACACACACACUCACAAAGACACAGCUCCCAUCUGACCAUUCUUUUGAGACCACUCCAAGCAAUGAUGCUGCAAAAUUACCAAAAAGAAACUGCAGAAAGACUAAAUAAAAGCUCAUGCAAGAGUGAGCUCUGUGUUACACACAGGAUGUGAAUAAAUAACCUGUUAUUGAAGUGAGGCAGAUGAGCGAGAAGAAAAUAUCAUUUCUAUUACUCCAGCUGUAUCCUCAUUUUACAGACAGUAGGAGGAGAGAGGACAGAUUUUUGGAGUCAGUCAGGGUUGGCGGAGGUUCAAACACAGCAUGCAGGAAGGUGACCUUAAACUGAAGCGUGCAUUCAUACGCACGCACAAAUCUGCCCCUAAAGAGCUUAUGAACAGUGUAAAAAUUCAUUAUUGACAUCAUUAAUCCUCCUCUUCCCCUCAGUUUACUCCUCCCUUCUUUCCACCUUUGUGAGGUCACUGACAGGGAUGAUUAUUAAAGGUUGAUGAGACACUCUGUCCUCAUCUCACCGCAUCCACACCGCCACGUGUGUGUGUGUUUGCGUGUGAGAGAAGAGAGUACUCCAGGAGGCUCAUGGGAGCUCUCACACAUGUGGAGAAGUACACUGUACUGAACACACUGAUGUCUGUCCUUAUGUUAAGAUGCAGUUGCAAAUGUCAACUCCCCUCUCUCUGGUACUUGGCCUGAGAUAAGACAGGUGAGUGAUGAUUGGUUCAUUCUCCUUGAUGCUCAGGCUCUGAUUGGCUGCCUCAACUUGAUGUUCGGUCUUUGCCAGCCAAGUGUCAGCUUGAUUCUGCAGCACCAUGUUGAGUGCUGAGGCAUCAGGAGCCAAACACACACUGUCAGCAAAGCCAGUGUGUGAUAAUGACCUUAAUAAACCCCUGUUUUUGUCACUUUCUCAGGCUGUCACCGCUCUGUUGACCUCUCACUCUUCUCUUGGUUGUCUGGUUGUGUCUGUUUUUUUCCCUCCAGGCUCUCAGUGUUGAGCUGAAGGAGACAGAGAAACUGAGGACAGAAGGAGCUUGAGGAGCUUCAGCAAGAGGCUGUCUGGCCCCAUGUCUGCCCCUGCACCAGCCAAUAGGAGGACUGGGUUGGGCUCACGUCGGUAGGUAGUUCAAGAGGCUCUGUUACCAGUGUUUCUGUAUUGUCCUUUACAUUUGAGAGUGGGGUAUUUAAAAGAAAACCUUCAUUUAGGAAGUGUGAAAGGAGCAGGGCCUCUUUUUAACAAGCAUCUCAGUAUUAAGUGUCCCAUAACUGCGGAGGUAAUGCCAGUCUGACUUUUCAAAUUAAAAGUAUUACAUAUUCAUGAUAUGAGUUUAUUUCUGUCUUUGCUGGUAUUUAUUUUUUAAUGUUAGAACUUGUGCAGGGUCCAGAGAAAAAUGAUACUUCUGAUAGUGAGUAGUGUCGGUUUCAACCACUAUUGCAUUAAUAAUAAGCCACAUUUUUAUAGCUAUUUGUGUCCUCAGUACUUGACAGAUUCAUUUCUUUUCCAUGAGCUGCAUCUUAUUGAUCAGACUGAGAAGACAGAUAAGGUUACACCUCAGGAAUACCUACAUUGUCCUGGGCAGUGAAAGAGAGGAUGCUCCAAAUGGAAAAUCCAAGAAGCUACAUUUCCAGUUCAAAACAAAAUUUGGAGGCUGUGAUAAAAACUGAUUUUGAUGGUUUGUAAAAAGGGAACAAAGAAGACCAGUUUCUGGAGUUCUUGAAGUGAAAUGUUCCUUCAUACUUGUCUCAUGAAGAAUUUCAGUCUCUUUUGACCUGUUCUAUUUUUUUCUGACAUGAUGCACUAAAUGCUUUAAGAUUUCAGACAUGUCUGGACUGCAGACUAGUUGAGCUCCUGGACUCCUCUACUACAGAGCCAUGCUAUUUUAGUAUGUGCAGAUUGCAGCAGGUCUUCCUGAGGAUGGCAGCACAUGUUGCUCCUAAACCUAUUAAUAUUCUUCAGGAUUGACGGCACCUUCCAAGAUGUGCAACCCACCCAUGCUAUGAACAUCUGUACAUCCCCAUAUCUUCAUGGAUGCUGGCCUUUGAACUACACACGAAUAACUAGCAAGGUGUAAUAUUCGGCAUCCAUGAUUUCCCAAAAGAACUUCAAAAUUUAACCAAGCCACCAGCACUUUGAUAUCGUGUUUACACAUGGUCCUGACAUUUCAAUUAUGCCACUGUCGACUUUCUAAAACCUCUAAACUCUAAAAUCCAGUCUCUCUCCUCCUAAAAGUUUGCAGUCUUAGUUUAGGUUGAAGCACAAACCCAAGGAGGGAUUCUGAGAAGCUUGAUAAAUACAGGCCCAGAUACCAGCUGUACAAGUAGGAGUCCUGGAGGAUGGGCUCUGAUGCCACAGCUGUUUUAAUACUUUCUUUUCUUUGCUUUUGUUGAGGCUGUCUGCUGGGUUCUUCUGUAGUUUAGUUUUGUUACUACUUGACUGUGAAACUCUGACAAAAUCUCACUGGCAAUAGUGCACUUUGUUUGUAAAAGGGUUUGUUUUAUUUUGUUUAUGUGUACAGCAUUACUGCUCCUUGUUUUUAACACUUUCUGAGCAUAAUUUCAUUUAAUUGUUCCAGAUGUUAUAUGUCUACACCACCUUUCAAUCAAGGACAUGUUACAAACAGUUUGAAUUGAUUUGGGGUUGCCAGGUUAGUCUUGAGACUCUGGCCGGUGUAGAAAGGGGAAUCCUCCACAAUAACAGAAGAGUUUACAGAUGACUGUUUUCCUAUCAGCCUUAUAUUAAUUAGGGAAAGUGUAAUCUGAAAAUUAAGGACUUGUUGGGGGUUAUUUUUGUUAAAUUUAUCCAUGUCCAAUGAUCGUUUUUGCUAAAAGCAGCUAAUUGAGGUUAUCCUAACUUUGAUCAGAAGGUCCUAUGUGUGUGAAAAUGCACUGUAGGCUUGUGGCAUCAGAUUUUUCAGCUGUAAUGCAAAAUAAUCAAGUCUUGCCAAGUGUUUACAUCAAAUUUGUAACAAGAAAUGUCUCAUUAGAUUUGACAAAAAAACACAUGGACACAAACACCCAAAAACCACAUUUUUUCCCUACCAUCAGCCUGCUUAUUCCACUGUAUGGCUUAUAUCAGCCACAGAUAUGGCGGUGUGGAUGCAGGCCAAUAAAAGGUCCCAUGGUAAAUAGUUCUCAGGGAACACUUGUGGGUUUUUAAAGAAGUUUGAUGGUGUGUUUGUCCAAAAAACAGCAGAAAAAGACCUUAUUUCUGGCCUCUGAUGGAAAGUAGACUUGUGCACUUUGAAUUAGAAUGGUGUGCUUCAUGUUGUACCCCAGAUUCAGACACAAGUUCAAAAUUGCAAAACUCUUGUUCUAGAAUGCAGGAACUAUUGUAAAAUUCAGAUCAGUAAGUAAUAGAAAAUGUUUUCAUGUUUCAAAUUAACAAUGUGAGAGUUUUCUAAACCUGGCAACCCAAAAGCUCCAAUUCAUAUUUUAAAGCCCUGAAAUUAUGGAUGUACAUCCUGAACCUGUUAUAAAAGGGUUUCAUGUUAGAUGGUGGUACCUUGAACCCUUCCCCAGCUCCCCUUUGUCCUCUCCUUCUCUAUUGCGGUCAAGGGGGGUGGUGUCACCAUGGAACCCCAGUUUGUGUUUGUAGUAUUCAGUCAGCUCUAAUGAUCCUAGUGGAGGAGCUCGGAUAGUAUUGACAAGAUGAUGGACUUAAACAGACUUGAUGCCGUCUCCUUGGCUAAAAAACAGCGAGUUUACUAAACCUGAGCACAGUUUAUUGAGUGUGUUAACGUGUUUUUCUCUUACAGCAAAUGGACUGCCUUGCCUGCUUUAAAAGAUAAGAUUGGGCGAUUUAGGUUUUAUGGUCUGUUGGGUGUAGUGAUGACUUUUUUCACAUCUAAUAUUCUCAAGUCAUCUUGCCACAGUCGGAUCCAAAAGUUGUAGGUGCUGUUGAGCUACAGCAGGUUAAAUCUGCAGCUGUGGUGUCUUCCUCUCUCCUGUCUUUUCCUCAGAUUCAACCCUCUGAAGGCGCUGCAGCCAAAACGACGCUUGCAGCAGAUGCUUGCGUCCUCGCCCGUCCCGGUGCCGAAGCCGGCGUCAGGGUCUGGGUCGGGGACGGCUGCAUCAGGGGCCACAGCGCCAGUGGCUGUUCCUGUGCCCGCGCCCCCUGCGUGAGAAUCAUUUCAAUUAACAGUCUGAGAUAGCAUGCUCUGUAGCUGUAGCUCCAGCAUGCACCAAAGCCACUGAAACAGCACACAGGCAAAAGUUAUGCCACCUGUUUCACUGAGACAUGGUUUUCCCUCCAUUUUACAUUGAAAGUUUGCCAAACCUUUCCCCAACCAUAGUUUUGCAAGCUGGGUAAGACCCUGAUCAUGCAUAUGGCACAAAAUGAGGUUUUAGCUAUGAAGAACAUAUUUACGAAGCAUCUUCACAAGUAUUUUUGUGUGUAACAGAAAAGCCAAAACUUAAGAUGCUUGCAGCAGAUACUUGUCCUUUUUGUCAGCUACAAGCAUGCUAACAAACAAGGCUAGUCUGAAUUUAUAAGACCUCCUUUAAUUUCUUUAAGGCUAGCUCUGCUUAGGAUGAGGCCAACCUGGUCCCAUAAAAAUUCAUGGAUAUGGCUCAAAGUGUUUUAAGUUAAAAGUUGCUCUUAGUAUAACUCCAUUUGCACACUGCCUCAUCAAGUGGAGAAAUCCAAAGCUUGACAUGCCAACUUAACUUUAAUUGGCCGAUCAAUUUCUCCAGGUUGGGUUUAGUAAACAGUCAGUAUCUGCAGUUCCUCCCUGCCUACCUAAUUUAUAGAGGGUGAAACAUGAAGUGUUAAUUCAGAGGUUGAAGUCUCAUGCUACGUUCCAGUUACCUCAGAAGUCAGAUGUUGGAGCUGGGAAUGGCAUUACAACCGAGUUGACAGCAUUUCAGUAAACAAGUCGGAAAUCAAAGAUGGACGCCUAGUGUUAGCCAUUGUUAGCUGUCGAUAGCCAUUGUCAGUUGUUGUUGUUAGGGGUUGUCAGCUGUUGUUAGUUGUUGUUGUUAGCUAUACCAGUUGUAAACAACCCAUAACACAGUAUUUUACUCUUACAAACUCCAUAGCACCGUGUUCACAGUUAGAUGUUGGGCAGUACGACAUAUACCACUUCUUUAAUUUCACAAAAACAAAACAGAAGCGCUAAUAAAUAAUACAUUACGAGAGCUUUCACUGUUACUCUUUACUGUUGACGCUCUUGUUGAUGCCAUCUUGGAUUAUGACAUCAUCAAGUUGGGGUUAGUGAGGAUUGUCCGACUUUCUGAGUCAGAAAUCUGAUGUCAGGGGGGAGUCCUAGAUAAAUUUCCAACUCGGAGCUCGAAAAUCCCAACUUCCAAGUACAACUGGAAUGCAUCAUCAGUCCCUUUAUAAAUAACAUGAAAACAACACCUAACACAGAUCCUAACUUGAGCUCUCAGCGUCCUUCAAACAAAAGCAUACUUACCAUCACGUCACAGUAUUUUUAAGUCUAUAGACACUCUGGAAGGCAAAAGAGAAACCCUGAUCUAUGUAGGGCUGUGGAGGCACACUGUGAUCACAAGCUGUCCCCGGUGUAACACAGCUGCUCAAUCAACAGCACCACGAGUCUCCUCUUUUACACUCACUAACCAAUUUACAACCAGGAGGCUAAUGAGACAUCGAAGAAGGAAGUCCUGAACAGUUUCAAGCCCAACCACACUGUGGUAAAUCUGGUGAAAGGCAACAUGAAUAGUUCUUAACUGACUGAAACUGAUAAAGAUGCCUUCUCCAACAAGUCUGAUUAUUUCACUGCAGUAAUUUUUAAUGUUUAAAAUGCUAGGGACGGGCGGGCUGGGGGGGUGAGUGUCAGACCAGAUGAUUGACAGCAGGUUGAAGAAACAGCUUUUUGAAUUUUUACACAGCACAACACUCACAGUGAGCGAUACAUUUCAGCUUUUAGGGACAACAGGAUCAGGUUUUUGUCUGAAAACACAACUUUUACAUGUAAGGAACUAAAGGUAGAAGGUAUCACUUUGUCCAUAUGGGGGACCAAUACCAACAUAAACCAAAAUUUCCUCACAGCAGCUUUAACACCCACAGACAACCAGUUAAGGCUCAGGCUCUGAACAGUUUCCUCAGACAUAUACUGAAUUUUGUCACCACACAAGUCAACUUAAGUUACUCAGUUGGACUUACAAAUAGUCGCAUGCACACACUACAAGGAGCCAGCAAAUUUCCAAAAUGGUAUAUUAAACAGUUUACUGCAAGCAGAACAAAUUAGAGAUGUUAAAGUGGCUUGUAGGCCUGCUAUGGCAGUAUGAUCAGGAUAAAGUCAGUUAUUUAACAGAUCAAUUAAAGGAUGCUGAAAUAAAUAGAUCAUGAUGAAGUUCAGUCUUGUUUACAGUGACAGAGUAGAGAGAGAAGCUCAAAAUCUGGCAACUUAAAUAAACAGCCAAACUGGAAGUCAUUGGAAGUGCAUGCCAAGUCACCUAGCAGGUGUUCAAACAUAGAGGCAUGCAAGCUACGUCUAAACAGCAGUUUUUUUGACCAGACACAUUAGAAAGACUCAAAGUAUUUGCACAACUUCACCAUUCACUACUUCACCCUCUCAAAUCAGCCCCUGACUCAUGGGCAACACUCAACUUCUACAGCCCACCUCCACCAGACAGUUAACCACCUCUCACAGUCUAGACAACACUGAUGGGAUGUUGGAUGGUUCACUCAGCCCCUCUCCAGGCUCACUGCUUCAGCUUCCCUCUGCCUGUCUCUGUUCAGUUCCCACCUUUGUCAUAUAUUGAUCUCUUGGGAACCACUGAGUAGUGAUCAAUAUCUGGCCUUCUCCCUUACUGAAUCACACAGGACAUGUAAACUCUGCAAAAGUCUUGGAGUUGCAAAAGAAAAGAAGGUUUUAGACCAACAUGUAAGAUGAAGGCUUUGUUUGGUACAGUCAAUUUGCUUCAUUUUUUUCAGGUUGGUAGUGUGGGAAAAAGGUGAGAACCCAGAUGCAGAUAAUCAAAAAUGACUGGUGCCAUGCAGUAUGAAGCACAAAACAAGGCUGCAAUGUCUGUCAAAUGAAGGGUAUGCAAACAUCUUUGGAGCACAAAAAGCUGCAGGAUAAAUUUAACAGGUCUGAAAAACAACAAGAAACAAAUAGACAAAGAUGCCUUUGAGUCACAGCUGAAAGAAAACAGAAGAGCUCAAACGAAUUUAGAAGCUCUCCUCAAAAUCUCAUUAAGCAAGAUUUUCCUUUACAGUGUCAAGUCCACAGUAAAACCAAGAGCUUUCAUGAACCAACAAGCAUCAGCAUGGUAAUCUGUUUGAUAUUAACUCAGCGAGGGAGGACCCGAAAGCAGAGUGUCAGAUGUGUUUGAUUCAAAGAAAAAGACUCACCGUAAUUGAGUCUGUGGGAAGCAGGAAGGAGUCAAAGAUCUGGAGAAACAGUGUGUAAAAACUACAAUAAAGAGGUUCACACCACAAACAAGCUUUGAAGAUGAAGUGGGAUUUCUAACACUGAGUAAACGGAGGCGACAAAGGUAAUCAGGCAAAGGAAAGGUGGGCGACAAAAUGAAAGAGGAAGUACACAACAAGAAAAUACACAAAAUAUAAUUAAGACUAGACAGAUGUUUUCUCAGUGGUUAAUGCCAGAGCUUUACAUGGUAAAAAAAAAAAAAAAAAAAAAAAAAAAAAAAGAGGGGUAAAAUACUGUCCUUAUUCAGGUGUAUAUUGUGCAGCCAGUGUCCCUAAGUCAUCAGUUAUUGACAGACUCAGUCUAAGUAGUUAAAAAAGAUUUUUUCAGUAUACCUUUAUUGAAAAAAGAAAAAGAAAAAACUAGUUCAGCGUCAGUUAAGUUGGCUUUGGAGAGAGGAAGAGAUCUUUACAUAGUGUGUUUGGAGAGGACAGGAAAGGGUAAGAAGUCCUGGUACCCAAAAGGGGUUACAUCCAGAAGUGAGGUAUUCUGCACACUGGGGCGUCGCAGCUCUCUUAAAGCACCAGUUAGCUCUGUUGAAUGACUGAGCUGAGUGUGAGGAUGAUUUGAAAAAUCACAGCUUGACUUGUUCAACAGAGAGCCUGAAGAAAAAACAGUUUUUCAAUAUGUGAAAGUUUAAUUGCAAAGUCAGAACAUUCUUUUUUUUUUUUUUUUUUGAGACAAAGCCUAAAAUUUUAAAUACUGCAUUUGAUCAGUUAAUGAUACCGAUUUUUAAUCUCAAAGAACCCAUCAAUAAAGAUAUAUAUAAAAACAACAUUUAACCAGCAAAUCUGAACUUUGCAUUCUGUAUAAGUUUUGACAAUGAAGAGGGAGUCAUGCAUCUUUGUAUUAGUAUGUUAAGAUAUAGCAAUUAGUUUUUAACACUAAACACAUGGAUUAUCUCCUUGGAAGCACAUAAAGACGGUUUGACUUUCACUUUCAUUUGAUGAUAAUUUUAGGAGAUCAGUCCAUAUAUGACCAAAGAUGUGAAGUAAUUUCAUGUUACCUUUUUUAAACAACAGCUAAAUAAAAUACACUGAGCUACAUGCAACUCUGAAAUCCUCAUGUCCUGUGUGAAAUCCCUCCUUGGCUGCUCAGACUUACCCUGCUUGUCUCUUCCUCCUCCCUUUGCAGAGACCGGUGAUGGAGCAACAGCGAUGUCCUGUUAAAGUGACAGGUCAUUGCUGCUUCACUCACUGUCAUUGAAGAUUCAACGUUGUUGUCUUUUGUUAUCAACAAGCAGUGUCUUAGAUCACCCUUCUUCCUAGAACAAAUGACUUCAACUCUCUGUGUGUACAUAACCAUUGAUUUCCUCAACAGGAUAGAGGCAGAGGGAAAGAUAAAAACAUACGGUUGUUUGGGGUUUUUGUAAAUAUGGUCUCAAAGGUGAUUUUUAUUUUUUUUUUUAAAUGCGUCAAUUGUCUGAUGUUUAUUGUUUUUUUAAGAAUAGUUUGGCUUGGUGAAAAUGGAGUUAGUUGUGGUUUUUGGAAAGAGUGGGAGUAAGGUCAAUGGAAAGCAUCAAUCAGACAGUUUGCUUAGCUUAGCAUAAAGACCAGGAGUAGGGGGCCUCAAUUAAAAAAACUCUAAAUCUACCUGACAGCACAUCAAAAGCAAAAAAUCAAACAGAAAAAUUCACAAAUGUCCACUUCUCAUAUGUUGUUGUGACACUCUUGCUUCUCCAAUAGUUGAACGGCCUCUUGGCUGGACAUUAACCCCAGACUUCCAGCCUUUGUGCUGAGCUAAGCUAACUGGCUUUUGGAUCUUGCUUUACACUUAGCAGACCAUGAUUAGACUGGUGUAUUUCAUUUCAUUAAACUCUCAGCAUUUUGAGUUGGAUGUUCCAUCAAUGUGCUUUGAUUGUGUUGAAUGAAGUUGUCUUCAGUUGGCUAUAUCAUUGGCCGAGGGGCAGUGAGUGACUUUUAUUAUAGUUAGCCACAAGUGGAGGCUAGUAUACGGAAAAAAGGCAGACAUCUUUGUGGUGCAGACUGGCAAGAACACUGGUUAGCCCAAGAGGUUUGAUUGGUCCAUACUGACAAAGACUGGACGGGUGAAUGGAUGCUUGAACAGUGUCCUCUGAUUUUAGCUGUUUGAUUGAGCUUUUACUUGUGAAAGAUAUGUUACUGUCCUCUUAGACCUAUAUGUUUGUACAGAUGUGUCAGUGGUUGAUUUCACAGAACAAGAAAAGGUGUGUUUGAGGUGAAUUCUCUAGAUUCUGAGACACUCCUUCAUAAAUGCUGAUCAGCGAUGCUAGACCCACUGUCUUUCAGGAUUUGUGUUGAUAGAAGUUGAGCGCUAGAUUGUGAUCUGUGCCAGCAAACGCCUCAUGUGAAUGUAGAUGUUUGAUGCAGGAAGCUGAAGAGAGCAGCAACUGUUAAAGGCGUGCUUCCUGUCAUAAUGCUUUUAGGAAGCCAUCUCUCUCAGGCACCUUUAGUGUUUGAGUGCUUGUUGAUAUUGAGCUUCCACCUGCCCUUAAGCUAGGCUCUGGAUGACUCAGGUGAAUCCUAAGACAUGCUUUGUCUCAUACAGUUUGGUCUCACCUUAAUAAUACAUUGUGCAUCCAUGUGUAGCAUGCACAGAGUAUCAUUCUGGUGUUGCCCUGUAGUGUUUUCUGUAAUUUAACACUCUGUUGUCUCUGCCUGGUCAGGUUUGACUACUGCAGGUUCAUAGAACUAGACUACGUCCCCAUGGAGACAGGCUAUAUGGUGUCAAUGCGGCCCACAAAAGGCUUGACAUCAACAAAGUCACCAACCAAAGGAUACACUUCCACCAAGUCUCCAGAUCGCCACAGCCGCUCCACAAACUCCCCCUCAACCCCUAGCUCCCGGUCCGUUCUGGGUUCCUCCUCUCUCCUCCUGAACAGUGUGAACUAUCCAGAGCAUGGGGAUGAUGAGACCAUUUGCAUUGUUGUAAAUGUUUCAUGUUCCAUUAAUAACCACAUUAACCCUGUGACCAGUUUCCUCUCAUGCCAUGCUAACUGUGGGAAGCUCAAAUGUUACUGUAGGGUCCUGCUGCUGUAUCCCAGGUUGCUAAAUGUAGAACACACAGAAUUAUAACAACCUCUGUCAUAUUAACACCUCUUGACUUAUCAGGAACUGAAAUAAAAACAGACACUUUUGUAGAGAAGAUAACAAUCAUGACUUCUGUUGAACUUCAGGGUCAACAUACCUGUCUUAUUCUGUCAUGUAAGACAAUGAAGUUGACCCAGAAGUGGUGAAAUGCUAAUGCUAAUUUUAGCUGCAGAAUCUUUGCUGUCUAAUGUAAAUUUAAUUGAAUGAGGCAGUAAAAUCAUAAUAGUUGAUCAGAUAUAGUAUAGAUAUAUAAUCCAAAUCUUCAACACAGCAGAAACUUUCUUUGUUGUUGAAGAAUUGAGCUUCCCAAUUCGACUUUGACAACACCAAAGUUUUAUUUUUCCAUGCUGUAACAUUGAACCAUAAAGUCAUUUCACCUUCUACGUCCUCCAGAUACCCAAUACUUUUCACCAAACUCAUGCACCUACCAACUCUUUUUUUUUUUAAGAGGAAUGCUUUGUGCAGUGGUCCACUUUGUUUUGAGUUUUUGGUUUUCACCUUCUCAUUUUGAAAAUGUAGCAUUGCUGUAGACCACCAAAGCCAUGUCUUGUUUCUGAGACAGAAUUACAAACUGUCAUCAAUGACUUUGGCCUCAGUAUUUGUAUCUGUGUUUGCGUAUUCUGAGCAUUUCUGUGUCGUGUUGGCAUGUUGAUGGACUUGGGUUGAUAUUGAUUUGUCAGAUUUGUGGUCUUGUAACGUGUUGUGAUGGUUUUGAUCAACAGCUCACUGAAUUCACAGUCACCUCUUUGCCUGCACUGUGGUUUGAUGGUGUGUCCAGGAACAGAUUAACCUGUAUCUUCUCACUCUGAACCAGGCGGACACCUGCCCCGCCCAGUAACAGAGAUCCCUAUGGCAACACCUCCCUUAGCAGCAGCAGCAACUCAGGCUCAUGUAAAGGCAGCGACUGCAGCCCAACCAAAGGGUAAGGGGGGAGGAUCUGGAGAGAAGGUUAUCUCAUCCAGUGGUAGUCUUAAUUUUUUGCCACUUUAAACAAUUGAAAUGGAUCCUUAAAUUAAAUCAGUUUUGUUGGACUACAAUCAUGCCGACACUAACUGCUGUGAGAAGAAGCUUUAAAUACAGACUGAUCAAACUUCAAAAUUUCUAACUCAUGCUGACUAAAACACACAUUUAACUUUCCAAUAAAACAGCAAACACCCCUUGCGUCAGUGCAGCCCACAGCAGAACAGGUUCAAGAGCUGGUUAAAAGGGAUAUUCCAGCGUGAAUUUAAGUUAUGGUCAAGCACACCGUAACACGAGUUAGACACCCCCCCGAGAGAUGAAUGUUGCCGACUGCUUGCUUCUCUAUUUAUACCAACUUUAGUAAUGACUGCAUGAUAGCAAUACACAGCAGUCUAUGUCUCCACGAGCAAACCUCAACCAAAAAGUCACUCUUUAGCCACAAAUAAUGCUCAGAACAGCACCUAACUUCAUCAACAGUACAUAUAGGUUCCCAACCAUAGUACUAGCCAUCAAACAUCUUUUUAUCUUUGCCUGAUUUCUGUAGCAAAGUGACCAAACACAACUCACCUACUCUCCUCCAGCAGCCGCUUGUUUGUGGGGGAGCCCCAACGAGUCGAUCACCGAGUACAGCGGAAAAUUUAUGAUUAUUAUUUUAUUUAAAUGCAAUCAGACCGAGAUGCUAAGGCAAAAGAACUACUGUGUCUGCAGUGCACAUAAAGGAUACACAAAAACUCUGAUUGCAUUUCCAUGAAAUAUUAAAUGUUUUUCCUUGAGCUGCAAAACUUCACUGCACUCGGUGGUCGACUCGUCAGGGCUCCCCCACAAACAAGCGACUGCUAGAGGAGAGUAGGUGAGUUGUCUUUAAACAAUUCUAUUCAUUGAAAAGUCAUGUCAGAGCACCAUCGAUCCAUCUUGUCCCAUAAUAACACACAUGUUUUUUAGGUCCUGUGUUAAUGUAACUGACAAUGCAUCAAGUGUGAACAUAAUGUUGUAAACACACCUCUAAAGUGUAACAAUUACAAGAACUUGAAGAUAAUCUGAUUUUUUUUUGGUCCUAGACGUCAUAAAAAGUACAUGUCAUGUACAGAAAACCAUGGUAUCCGCCCCCCUCCCCCAGAGCAGUACCUCACACCUCUCCAACAGAAGGAGGUGUGUAUACGACACCUGCGGGCCAAGCUAAAGGAAACUAUCACCACCCUGCAAGAUAGGUGAGACAGAGAUGAUGAAUAGAAGCCAGGAAGUUCACACACACUUUGACUCACUUUCCCUGUUCACUUCCUGCUCUACCUUUUCUCUCUCCCAUUUUCACUCCCUCAGGGACACAGAGAUCGAUGAGCUGAGGGGCCAGCUUUACAGGAUGCAGGAGGACUGGGUUGAGGAGGAAUGUCACCGUGUCGAGGCUCAGCUUGCCCUGAAAGAGGCGCGUCAAGAGAUCCAGCAGCUCAAGCAGGCUGUGGACACCGUCCGUGCCCGGCUCAGUGAAGCUGGGGGGCUAAGUGGGGAUGUAGGGGUCCAGAAGUACUUUCAGGACAUCAACACUCAAAACCACAAACUUGAGAACCUUUUGCUCAACAUGGAGCUAGCCCAGGCAGGAUUAGCCAAAGAGGGGGAAGCAAUGCAGGGCCAUCGGAUCCGUGUUGGCGGUUCAGCACCAGCGUCCGUAUCAGGGGAAAGUCCAGGUGGAGUUUCCAAACCUUCAGUAGGGGGAAGGGGGUCUUGCUCUUGUGAUGGUUCCCCAGCUCGUUCUUUGACAAGGAGCUCCACCUACACUAAACUGAGCGAUCAAGCACUGGCAGACAGGAACGGCAAUGGUCAAGACUUUCCUUGUCUUUCAGGUGAUGGUACCCAGGACAGCGGCAUCGUGUGUGGGGAGAGCAGCGUCCCCAGCCGGGCCGACCUGCUGCUAGAGGCUGCUUUCCUCUCUGAGGAAACGGCAUCGUUACUCAACUCAUACACUCAGACCUUCUCCCACUCUCUGCCCAUCUCCCUGCCCCACUCCAUGCCUAACUCUCUGCCUCACACUUUCUCCCACACCUUACCUCACUCUUUCCCACACAACUUGUCCCACUCUGUGCCCCACGCUAUGCCACACUCAGCUACCUAUGACAAUGUGUGCACAGGUGAGCGAAUGGCACCGUUUCGCUGUGGCCUGAGUGGAAUGGGCUGUAUUAGCCAUCCAUGCCUCUCCCACCACCACCUCUACCUGCACCCCCUGCGGGAAACGGGCAUCCAGACAGAAAGUUGUCCCAUCCCUGCUACUGCAGGUUACCCCUCUGAUCUGGACACCAUCGCAGAGCAACGCACUUUCCGCUCCCAGGCUUGCAGCCCCACCUCCACCUGGAUGUCAGACGAGGGGGAGGAGGAGCUGGACUCUAUUACCACCACGACUUCUGUGACCACGGCAACAGUCAUGAGUACGGCUACAGAGCCAAUCCCGGUCUCCAGAACACCAUCAGUCCCACUUUUGCCUCGGUCUGCAACUGUAGCAUGUUCCUUGGAAAAUCCCCUGUGUAUGGAGAAAGAUGAAGAAGAGGAAGAAGAGGAAGAAGAAAAGCAGGAGAACGAGAAGAGAGAAAAGGAAGCUCCUACAGCAGAGAUCGAGGAGAAAACAACUGUGAUCAGGAUGGAAGAAGAAAGUCAAACCAGCUUAGAGGGAAGGAAUGAGGGGGAAGCUGAACAUGCAAUAGUGAAUGUUGCUCCAGUCAAAAGGUGCGACUCAUCAGAGACAUCUGAAGGCACACAGGGUGAGCUCAGGUUUGGAGGAUGCUGUGGAGAGGGCAGGGUGAGUGGGACAACAAUAGGAAGCAUUACAUCAGAAGAAAAGCAGCAAGAAGUUGGUCUGCAAGCAGGAUCAUCCCAGGUAGAAACAACAGAGCCCAGUCCCAGUCCUCCAGGGUUAUCCCCAAGUGUAGAACAGACUCCUCACACCUCUCAGCCCCGGAGCUCCACUUCCCACAUGGAGAUAGCUGGUGUCACUGUGGUGGAGGUCCAUGAUGAGGACAACGAUGAAGAUGAGAAAAAAGAAGAUAACACAACAGGGGGCGCUGCAGCAGAAGGAGGUGAUCCACCCGAUGAUGGGACGAUACAGAAAAGCUACUGGAGCCGACACUUCUUGGUCGAUCUGCUGGCAGUGGCCAUCCCUGUGGUCCCCACAGUGGCCUGGCUGUGCCGUGGUCCGGUCCGCGGUGGACAGCCAAUGUAUCAUAUAGGGUCGCUGCUUCGAGGCUGUUGCACUGUGGCGCUGCACUCACUGCGCAGAGGAGGUGGGUUAAGGCAUUACCCUGCAGGUGGGGGAGACCUCGGUGGAUCACUUAUAUAGGUUGAUACAGAGUCUGUCAGGCACUUCUCUGAUCCUAAAGAGUGACCACAGAUGAGUGGGUCCAGGUCUUCAGGCUGUUGGAAAAUACUUGCAGGGUAAAGUGAGGAGAAAAAGAAAUCCUCUUGUCUUGCUUUCCCGUCAAGGUUCAAAGCUGAGAGGAGUAUCCGGGACAGAAAGUGCGGACUCGUGGUAAAAAUCCCUGGCUGGUAAACUCUGUUCUGUUCGGUCCUGCUUCUUCUUCGUGUCUUUCACCCUCUGCUCCUUGCUGUUGCUUUUAAGAUGUCUGCUAACAUGACUGACUUGUGCAAAACUGAAUGAUCUGAUUGAAAUGAAUGAUCUUCUGGAUGCUUGGAUGUUUAUUGCUGAUUGUUUAGUUUUUAAAUGCAGGGAAAUGUUCAUGUUCAUUGAUCUUUGGCUUAAUUCUGACAUGUAAAAAAGAUCUUGUGUUGUCAAAUGUCAACAUAAAAGUACAAUAUGUAUGUUUGUAUAACACUAUGUAUAACCAAAUGGUCCUGUUGUCUGCAGAAGUUAAGAUAAUCUGCUUAUUGACAAGUAACCUAGGGAAAAUCUGCUUUUACCCACAAUGUGAAUGGAGACAGUUCACAUUGAGGUUGAGUCUUUGACGUCUUCAAGACUAAAACAUUACAUUAAAUUGUAAAAGAAAUGAACAGAUCUGAUUGUAACACAAAGACUGAGACACAAAACUGCACCUACAGUAGCCUUUAUAACUAUCUUAUUGAAUCUAACCAUUCUUAAGUAAUCGCUCUAUAAACUAAAAAGAGAGCUCAGUGUUGGAGCUGUUUCCACAUUUAACAUUUCUCAGUCACCCUUUCUUUGCUGCCUUGAUUCAUGUAUUGCUAGAAUAAACAAAAACACAUACAAAUAAUCAUGAGAGAAAAUACAGAAAUUAAGGCUCAGGGUUUCUGUGCCUGAUUAAACAUUUCAAAGGUACAGUCCUGAGGCCUACAUUUUAAAGCUGAGUUAGUUAAACUAAAUGUUAUAUUCAUUUGGCACAAGUAGCAUUUGAAGGAAAUCUCUUUAAAUAAGUAAUUUGUUCUCGUUAAAGUGAGGCUGUGUGAGGUACGACCUGCAAAGGAUCCUGGUUGGUUGGAGAACUGACAAGGGAGCAAGGCUGUCAGCUCCUGCAUCUGGAGUCAACACAAUCAGAUCAUUUCAAUAAGAACCUUUUCCAGCUCUUUACUUUGCUGAGGCCCACUUGUUUUUAGAACUCCCUGACACAACACAACUUUGAGAAACUUCAACUCAUCCCUAAAGUACACCUAACUGUAAGUUUAAAUCAUGAGUGCUUGAUUUUAACAACAAAAACCUUUGUGUUUUUGUACGAUUCAAAAAUAAUAUGCAAAGCCAAUUUGCAGGCUUCAAGAGAGACAACAGUGAAACCAUAGACUGUAUAUAGAAUGGACAUCAUCUGUCCCCUCACUGGGUGAAGCCGUCGUAAGAACAGCACCCUCUGGUGACAGGUUGCAGUAUAGGUCAUAAAUCCCGCCUCCUACAGCAGUCCCUAUGGAGCUGUAGACAAACUGUAGAAAUGUAUUAAACAGAAUAUACAUUUUUCUCCCCACUGGUUGCGAUUGACAUGUAGUUACUGUCAGACUGGUUUGUGCUCAAGUCCUCUUUUUUCUGUGCAGCUCCAUUUUAAAAAGUUAUUAGGGGGUUCAUGUUUUCUAUGAUUGGCACUUGAUACAGCCUAUGGGAGAACAAAGAGUUUGUAGCUCACCCGGGGGAUACACUGUUUAAGCUGAGCAUCAUCACAGCAAUUUUUGGCGACUCUCCCGCCAAAUGCGUACACCACUACUGCGCAACUGGUGGUUCCAGGAAGUAGAGAAAAUCCUGGAAACACCGAGAGUAAUUUGGCUUCAAAUUAUUUUAAUGACGGAACACGGAACCAAGUUGUUCAUAGUAUAUACAGUCUAUGCGUGCAGUCAAGCAAUUAAUUAUUUUGAGAGUGACUUAAAAUUUGCAGCACAACAAGACCCCUAUAUAAGCUAAAGUUUAGAGAAGAUAAGACUCAUCUAAAGAGAAGAAACUUCUGUGCUAUCUGGAGAGUUAAGGAGAUUCCCGACCCACUGAAAGCCAGUGUUUCCUUCAGUUUUUAGAGGUCAAAUCUAGAUAAAUGCAGUUGAGGUUUGUUAAGUAGAGUUUGCUGUCAUCUCUGUUUUUUUUUUUUUGUUUUUUUUUGGUUAAUACCAAAAAUUACACUAAAUUAGUGUACUGGGCAAAUUUCAAGUUGACUCGUACAUCAAAGCUCUGCGGGCAGAGAGACAUGGGAAAUGUGUCACAUCUUUAAAAAGUGCAAAAACAGGUAUGCUUUCUGGCAGCAAAGCAAAGCGCUGAAAAAUGUUCUAACAGAGUGCACACUUUAUUAUUAAGGUGAGAAAGUACUCUGCCUACUCUAGCCUAGCUUCCUUCCAAGUGCUCCAGUUGCAGCCAACUUGAUCAAUCCACUUGCUUGUCACAAACACCUCAUGUCACUGUCUGCUUCAAAACAACCUUUUAAAGUUUCUCUUUAACUGAUCAUUUCAACAGGAAAGUGGUGGAACAGUCAGACACUUGUUUGUAGAUACUCACUGGCUCAGUCUGACACUUUGUUGUAGAUCUGGAAAAGGUGAGUUGUGCUGAGUCUGUGCUUUGUGCUGUAUAUUUCUGCUAACUUAAUGCUCUUGUGGUAUAGUUAACUGUCACUCUUGUGGUGUGUAUUUCAAGUCCACCGUGCAAGAGUUAGUCACUGUAAAGAUCUCUUUUAUUUGAGUAGGGAAUCAUUCUGCAAAGUGUUGUUUAUAGACAUGGAGAAUUCAAGUUAGCAAAUCAAGUUAUCUGGCAUUUAGAUCAGGGUAGUUAAUUCUUUCUUUGAAAGUGUUUUUAUUGGAGGACUUCAAUGCAAGGGGCAUCUUGUUUGGUCUGAUGAUCUUGUUCAGAUGUUGAACUUCAUGUGCAAUAAAAGCAAAUAAGCAGCCGGCGACUAUAAAAUGAAAAUCUGUCUGAGUGUGAGAGCCAAAGUUGGAUACAGAAAAACCAAACACAACCAAAUGAAAUACUGUGAUGCCUACUGAGUUGUUGAGUUCUACAAUGAAGAAAUAAGAAGCAUGAUUUUCUUUGUUUGAAUGAUUGGUUGACAUUUUUGCACUAUUGUUCACUUUAUGAAUUUUAAGGAAGUACUUGAAGUUAAGAUUGUACAUUCACUAAGUUGUGGCUGAUUGUUUUGUUUGUCUCGGUAAAUUUGUCGGCACUUACGCAGGAACAGCAGAUCCUGAAGAACUCUACAAUAUAUGACAUAUUUCCGUGUAAAGCCAUUCCUCCAUGGUGAGAGCUAUCAAGAGCGAUCAAUCUCAGAUCUUUACAUUUGACCUCAUUUGAGAAUGUACCAGCAGACCUUAAACAAAAAAUAAUGGAUCGAGUCUCAAUAACAGGCUGAGAAUGGGCAGUUUCUGCCGUGUGGUCAAACGAUACAACCGUCUGUCAGUGAUGAUCUCUGUCUACAUUUGGUUGUCAAUUCAGUGAUCACCAAAAGCAGCACCCGUAGAGGCUGCAGAGAAGUAAGCAGAUGAGACUCACAGAGCUGUUUAUUCUCAACCGUCGUGUCCCCUUGUCCUGACUGAACGAUCCGCUAAUCUGAGGUGUAUCAGGAGGCUGAGAUUAGUUCAUGUUCUGCCUAAAGCCAUAUUACCUAUUACCUACCAUAUUAGGGAACAGGUGUAAGAAUGUGGGAGGCAGCCUCCUCCUCUCAAUGUAUGGAAGUCAUGUGAUUGAUCAAGUGUAUCAGCAUCAUCAUUUGAUUUCAGUCAGUCAAUCAAACACUUUUCCAACAGGCCAGAGAACUCAACACAGUGAAAGUGAUAGUGAGGAGUACAGAAUUUCUAGGGUAGCAACAAUCAUCUUAACCCCCUUACUUUAGCUCUAUGCCCACCACCCUACACUCAAACUACAUAGUGUGGUCAUGUAUGCUAGUGGAUGAGUUUAUUACUUAACCGUAGGGGAUCCUAUGAUUGCCUGAUUUAGCACCCCUGAAACCCUGAAAGAUACUCUUUAAAACAUAUGAAGAUCUGGGGCCUCAGAGAUUCUCUUGUGCAAACAAAUAUGAGUAAACAAGAAAAUAACUCAUGUAAACAAGAUAAUAACUUUGUCCAAAACACUGUAGUGUAUAAUCCUGUUUGGACUACAUUCUGCUCUCGUGUGCACCAGAGAACCUUUAAUGUGCACAAGUGAACAGAAAUUUUCAGUUAUUUGCACAGUCCUUUGUUUUAUGAGUUUUUCACUUGUGUCUUGAGACUUAUCAGGGUGUGACUGAGGUAAUUAUUGACAAUUUUAAUUGAUUUUCCUCUAAUUAAUCUUCACCAUACUGCACUUUAUUGUAAUCUAAUCCAGGAUUAUUGUAAUGCCAAGGAGGCGAUUAUUCUGAGUGUCCUUUGCUGACAGAAGGGGGUGGAUGGUGGUGAGUUUUUUUCUUUUGGUCAAUAUUUGAAUUUGUAUCGUCCUCAUGCUUUAAUCCUUGUCUGUGUAUGUGUUUCAUAGCCAAUGUGAUAAAAUCUAUGUAUACAGAGAUUAAACUAAGUCCUUAAACAUCCUUACAUGUAGGACAUCCAAUGCCUUGUAUAGGAGCUCAGCUGACAUCAUUGCUGUAUACAGAUAAUGUCAUGUAAAUUAACUAUUUUAAUGGCAAUAGUAGUGUGUACAGUCAAAACAUCAGUAGGCUUUUUCUCCAUUCACACUCCCACCACUGUAUAAAGACCUAAAGACCGUAUAUUAAACAGCAUGGAGGAAACCACUCUGUUGUCUUCUUUUGUGUUUGUCUCAGUUAUUCAGCCUGCAAAUUCAAAAAAGUUUGUAUGGAAGCGUUUGGCAUUCUAAAAAAAGCUCUGCUUUUAAGAGUAAUUUUCUUUUCUUUUCUGUUUUUCGGAUUGAUUUUUGUUUUGCUUUUCAGGCUAAUUGUUUUUCCUAUUCUCCGGGAUCAUGAUCAUUUAAAAACAGACACUUUCAUUCCCCUCUGCUUGAUUUAUUAGAAGCAAACAUGGCCCAUUUUUUUAGUUUAAUCAAGUUUUAC
Messenger RNA from Xyrichtys novacula (pearly razorfish), 29336 nucleotides. The record is from the annotation of a GenBank genome assembly. Lineage: Eukaryota; Metazoa; Chordata; Actinopteri; Labriformes; Labridae.